CACAGCCGCGGGGGCCGGGCCGGAGGAGGCGGAGGAGGUUGCAGCCGCCGGAGUCCUUCUCGACGCCCCCAGAUCCGGCCGGGAAGAUGAUUGAGGAAAGUGGGAACAAGCGGAAGACCAUGGCAGAGAAGAGGCAGCUGUUCAUAGAAAUGCGUGCUCAGAAUUUUGAUGUCAUACGCCUAUCAACUUACAGAACAGCUUGCAAAUUACGAUUUGUACAAAAACGAUGCAACCUCCAUCUUGUUGAUAUCUGGAACAUGAUCGAAGCCUUCCGAGACAAUGGCCUUAAUACACUGGACCAUAGCACUGAGAUCAGUGUGUCCCGCCUCGAGACCGUCAUCUCAUCCAUCUACUACCAGCUGAACAAGCGCCUUCCUUCCACUCACCAAAUCAGCGUGGAGCAGUCUAUCAGCCUCCUUCUCAACUUCAUGAUUGCUGCAUAUGACAGUGAGGGCCGAGGCAAGUUGACGGUAUUUUCAGUUAAAGCUAUGUUAGCAACCAUGUGUGGUGGAAAAAUGCUGGACAAAUUGAGAUAUGUUUUCUCCCAGAUGUCAGAUUCCAGUGGCUUAAUGAUAUUUAGCAAGUUUGACCAGUUUCUGAAGGAAGUUCUGAAGCUCCCCACAGCUGUCUUUGAAGGGCCAUCCUUUGGUUACACAGAGCACUCGGUCCGCACCUGUUUCCCACAGCAGAAAAAGAUAAUGCUAAAUAUGUUUUUAGACACAAUGAUGGCCGAUCCUCCUCCCCAGUGCCUUGUCUGGCUACCUCUCAUGCACAGGCUUGCCCACGUGGAGAAUGUCUUCCACCCUGUGGAGUGCUCCUAUUGCCGCUGCGAGAGCAUGAUGGGUUUCCGGUACCGGUGCCAGCAGUGCCACAACUACCAACUCUGCCAAAACUGCUUUUGGCGAGGCCAUGCCAGUGGCCCUCACAGCAACCAGCACCAGAUGAAGGAGCAUUCCUCUUGGAAAUCCCCUGCAAAGAAGCUGAGCCAUGCAAUUAGUAAAUCCUUGGGGUGUGUACCCACCAGAGAACCUCCGCAUCCUGUUUUUCCUGAGCAACCAGAGAAACCACUUGACCUUGCAAAUAUAGUCCCUGCUCGCCCUCCUACGAACCUGAAUGACACCAUGGUGAGCCACAUGUCCUCCGGGGCACCCACGCCCACCAAGAGGUUACAGUAUAGCCAGGAUAUACCCAGUCACUUGGCUGAUGAGCAUGCGCUGAUAGCUUCCUAUGUGGCCCGUCUGCAGCACUGUGCACGUGUCCUGGACAGUCCUAGCCGACUGGACGAGGAGCACCGACUUAUAGCCCGCUAUGCUGCCCGGCUGGCUGCAGAGGCAGGAAACGUGACCCGUCCUCCCACUGACUUGAGCUUUAACUUUGAUGCCAACAAACAACAAAGACAGCUUAUUGCAGAACUGGAAAAUAAAAACAGAGAGAUCCUGCAGGAGAUUCAGCGUCUCCGUCUGGAGCACGAGCAGGCGUCCCAGCCCACCCCGGAGAAGGCCCAGCAGAACCCCACGCUGCUGGCCGAGCUGCGGCUCCUGAGGCAGAGGAAAGAUGAACUGGAGCAGAGGAUGUCAGCAUUGCAAGAAAGCAGGAGGGAGCUGAUGGUCCAGCUGGAAGGGCUGAUGAAGCUACUGAAGGAGGAAGAGCAAAAACAGGCAGCUCAGGCCACAGGAUCACCGCAUACAUCGCCCACUCACGGAGGCGGACGCCCCAUACCCAUGCCCGUGCGCUCCACCUCUGCCGGCUCCACCCCCACCCACUGCCCGCAGGACCCGCUGAGUGGAGUCAGCGGGGACAUGCAGGAGGCCUUCGCCCAAGGUACGAGGAGAAACCUCCGCAAUGACCUGCUGGUGGCUGCCGACUCCAUCACCAACACCAUGUCGUCCCUGGUGAAGGAGCUCCACUCAGCAGGGGAAGGUGCAGAGGAAGAAGAAGAGAAGAUGCAGAAUGGGAAGGACAGAGGUUAGCGGAGUAGCCGGGCCAGAGAGGAAGCGUGGGCACAGGGGACGUGGAGCGAGCUGGCACCGACCGACUCGAAGAAGGCGAGGUGUUCUCCCAGAGGCGCAUUCCUGUCCAUCUGCUGCUGCACACCUGGACCAGGCUUGCAGGCUGCCAGACGUUACCACCUGCCAGGGAGAGGGGAGCCCAGGCCGGUGGGAAGUGGGAGGGACCGCCGGUGCCGCCUCAGGCGCACCCCCCACCCCACCCUCGCACAGUCCUGCAUGAACUAGCAUCUUCAUCACUCUCCUCCGGGCAUGGUCCC
Messenger RNA from Budorcas taxicolor (takin), 2266 nucleotides. It is a transcript of the gene DTNB, whose product is annotated as dystrobrevin beta. Lineage: Eukaryota; Metazoa; Chordata; Mammalia; Artiodactyla; Bovidae. Gene Ontology annotation, biological process: synaptic signaling. The record is from RefSeq and is a predicted model, not a curated record. Gene Ontology annotation, cellular component: synapse; plasma membrane. Gene Ontology annotation, molecular function: zinc ion binding. Bases 87 to 1970 code for a protein of 627 amino acids. The transcript has 21 exons.